Molecule: messenger RNA, 1208 nt
Organism: Erinaceus europaeus (western European hedgehog)
Lineage: Eukaryota; Metazoa; Chordata; Mammalia; Eulipotyphla; Erinaceidae
Product: homeobox protein ESX1-like
Exons: 1
Coding region: 1-1080 (359 amino acids)
Biological process (GO): regulation of transcription by RNA polymerase II
Cellular component (GO): nucleus
Molecular function (GO): DNA-binding transcription factor activity, RNA polymerase II-specific; RNA polymerase II cis-regulatory region sequence-specific DNA binding
Source: RefSeq, a predicted model, not a curated record
AUGUCUGCACAGAGUUCCCCAGUACAUCAAAGCACCCUGAGUCAAAGGAGGCGGGAGCGCACUUUCUUCACGGAUAAGCAGCUGCAGGAACUUCAGAGGUAUUUUAAGAAAAACUUGUACCCAAGUGCCUGGGAGCAGGAAGUCCUGGCCCAGCAAAUGAACCUCAAGAAGGACAUCGUGAGGGUUUGGUUUAAGAAUCAGCGGGCCAAACUCUCUAGAUUAAAGAGCAAACCCUCAAGAAUACCUCAGAAGACGGAGGUAUUCCAGCCUAUCAAGACAGUCUUGGCCUCUCCACAUGGGGUCCACCAGUUACCAGUUGUUCCUGCACCCUACAAACCCAACACCAAGUCCUCAGCUCCUGCCCCUUCCCAAAGUGCUCAGAGGGCCACCAUGGCUGCCCCAGCCCCCACCUACACUUGUCACACCAAGACCCUGAGGAAGCGCACGGUCUUCACAGAGGGGCAGCUACAAGAACUCAAGAGGUACUUUGAGCAGAACCAGUAUCCAGGUUAUGGGGAGCUUGUGGCCUUGGCACAGAGACUGCAACUAGAGGAGGAUCGAAUCUCUGUGUGGUUCUCCAACCAAAGAGCCCGGACAAAGGAUAAGUUCAUAAGGGACCCUCAGGGGAUCCAGGACCCCUGUUCCAUUGCUCCAGCUCUGUCUCCCACCACAGGAGGCGCCAAGUGCCAGGCUGACGCUGAACUCUGUAGCAUUGGAAUCCAGACUUCUGAUGAGCCCAAGGUUUUAAUGGACAAAGCUCCUGCCCCCAGUUCUGAAGCUGCAGACCCUGACCCUUCACUCCUGACGCAGCAGGCCCCGCCAGACCAAAGAAGCCCUAGCCACACAGUCCCAGCGCCACAACCCCCGACUCUGCUCCAGGAGGGCCCAAGAACUCAGGAGACCUUGCUGUCCAAGCCCCCGCCUACACAGAAGACCCCUCAGACUUCAGCUUCCCCUGGGAGAGACUACCCCACUUGUAGAACAUCACAGGUCUUGAACGUUUUGAAAUCAGGGAGUUUUCUCUGUCUAAUGUGGGUCACCCCACUAGCUGAAACACCAGAACAAAUGCAGACCACCUGACCCCAGAUGCCCUCAGUCUCUGCUUCCCUGGAACCCCUGCCCCAGGGGCCCCCAGCCUCCCUCUGCUCAGCCCCACUGGAAGCUUCUCAGCACACGGCCAGACCUGAGGGGACUCUUCUUCGCAGGAU